This is a messenger RNA of Rhizoctonia solani, 1758 nucleotides long. Its product is annotated as RNA recognition motif protein. Gene Ontology annotation, cellular component: commitment complex; U2-type prespliceosome; nucleus. The transcript is spliced from 5 exons. Gene Ontology annotation, biological process: mRNA processing. Gene Ontology annotation, molecular function: poly-pyrimidine tract binding; pre-mRNA 3'-splice site binding. NCBI's taxonomy places the organism in Eukaryota, Fungi, Basidiomycota, Agaricomycetes, Cantharellales, Ceratobasidiaceae. The record is from RefSeq and is a predicted model, not a curated record. The coding region runs from base 1 to 1758 and encodes 585 amino acids.
AUGGCAGACCUCGAGGCUCUCGCGCAAGCUGAACGGGCACUAUCUGGUGCCAAAGACGACUCAAAGGAUUCGCGCUCAUACCGAGAAGAUCGAGACCGAGACCGAGACCGCGAAGGAGGACGGGAUCGGGAUAGGCGUAGACACGACGAUCGUGACCGCAGAGAUCACGAUAGGCGCCGCGACGAAGAUCGCUAUACUCCUGGCCGCCGAGAUGACUAUGAUAGGCGAGACCGGGAGCGAUACUCGGAUCGAGACAGGGACCGUCGCCGCUAUGACCGUCAUGACGACAGGCGGCGUGACGACCGCAGACACGACGAGCACCGAGACAGAGACCGCGGAGGUCGGGGACGUGGCCGCAGGGAUGAGCAUGGGACCCCAGAGCGCCGGUCGCCUACUCCCGAAGGUGCCAUUCCCCUUUCAAAGCGGAUUCGUCGAGCUUCGGGAUGGGAUGUCUGCGCACCCGGAUAUGAAGGAUACACUGCCAUGCAGGCUAAGCAUACUGGCAUGUUCAAUCUACCUGGAGCAAAUCGCACACAGGUUGUACCCACCAUUAUGGGCAUGUCAAGCGCGUUGCCACCCAUCCAUUAUGGCCAGGGUUCGUUCGCGCCCGGAACUGGUGUACCCAAUCUCGCUCGCCAGUCUCGCCGUCUAUACGUAGGAAAUAUCACAUAUGAGGCCAACGAGAACAACUUGCAAGAGUUCUUCAACCGCAAGAUGGUCGAGAUGAAGAUUGGCACUGGUGGAGGUGGUGACCCAGUCAUUGGCGUCCAGAUCAAUCACGAAAAGAGCUACGCGUUUGUCGAGUUCCGUAGUGCCGAGGAUGCUACCGCCGCUAUGGCAUUUGACGGGAUCAUGUUCCAGUCUGGUCCACUCAAGAUUCGUCGACCUAAAGACUAUACUGGCUCCGACCUUUCGGCACCCAUGGGCGUACAUGUUCCAGGAGUGGUCUCGACAAAUGUUCCUGACUCGAUCAACAAAAUAUUCGUCGGUGGCUUGCCGACUUAUCUUGAUGAAAACCAAGUCAUGGAAUUACUCAAAUCUUUUGGCGAAUUAAAGGCCUUUAAUUUGGUCAGAGAAAAUGGAAAUGCCAACGCCUCCCAAGGCUUUGCCUUCUUCGAGUACGUUGAUCCGUCGGUUACGGAUAUCGCUAUUCAAGGCCUAAAUGGCAUGGAGCUAGGCGACCGUUUCCUCGUUGUCCAACGUGCUUCGGUUGGCGCCAAGUCGGGUAUACCGGGUGUCCCGCCUGAACUCUUCGCGCCUGCCAUCCCACGUCCGAUUAUGCCCAUCACCGAGACUGCAGACCCCAACCCGAGUGAUUCCACCAUUUUGCUAUUGCUUAACAUGGUUGCGCCUGAAGACCUCACAGACGAUGGCGAAUAUACAGAAAUUGUUGAAGACGUUCGUGAAGAAUGCUCUAAAUUCGGGCCUGUACGAUCGCUUGCUAUUCCCCGUCCAGCCAAAAAGGAGAAGUCAAAAUGGGAUGCGAAUGCAGGCGCACUUGUCACUGCUGGUGGUGCUGUUCUGGCUCCAGGCGCUGUUGGGGCCACCGCUGGGGAUGGGAAGACCGACGAACAGCGUGGGGUGGGUCGCGUGUACAUCAAGUUCGAAACGCCUGAAGGAGCGAGCUCUGCACUACGCGGACUGGCAGGUCGGGCGUUUGCUGGACGUUCGAUUAUCGCUACUAUCCUUGCCGACGAUGCAGAUCAUUCACCCCCGUUGUACGAGCUCUUCCCGAAUGACGUGCAGAAGAGAGAGUAG